AUGCCACUAGAGGAAUCAGUAGUUAAUCGAAUCGCUGCCGGCGAAAUCAUCGUUCGUCCUUCAAAUGCAGUGAAGGAACUUUUAGAGAAUUGUAUCGAUGCUGGAGCUAAGAGUGUAAAGAUUACCGUCAAAGAAGGUGGAGUGAAGAUGUUGCAAAUUCAAGAUAAUGGUAGUGGGAUACGUAAAGAAGAUUUGGCGAUUCUAUGCGAACGAUUUACUACUUCGAAGAUUCGAAACUUUGAUGAUCUUACUUCUCUUACGACUUAUGGUUUUCGAGGCGAAGCUCUUGCUUCGAUCUCUCAUGUCGCACAUCUUACUGUGGCGACCAAGACCCGGGACGCUAAUGUUGGAUGGAAAGCGCAAUAUUCAGACAGUCGACUCGCACCACUUAAGGUCGGUGGUCCAGUUGAGCCUCAAGCUUGCGCAGGAAACGAUGGAACUGUGAUCACUGUUGAAGAUAUGUUUUACAAUGUUCCUCAACGACGUAAAGCAUUACAAAGCGGCGCAGAAGAAUAUCGUAAAAUAGUAGAUGUUGUCUCAAAGUAUGCAAUCCAUAAUGAAGGAGUAGCCAUAUCUUGUAAAAAGGCUGGCUCGCAAACUCCAGAUGUCAAUACCUCUGCAACUGCUACAACCCUAGAAACUAUUGGACGAUUGUAUUCUGAACAGCUAAAGAAAGAGCUCAUUCGGUUACAAUUCGAAGAUGAUGAGUUCGAAUGCAAAGUUGACGGAUACUGCUCCGGGGCUGAUUAUACCUUAAAGAAGCCAGUCACCCUGAUCUUCAUUAAUCAUCGAUUAGUAGACUGUAGUCCACUUCGAAAAGCACUCGAAAUCACCUAUACUCCUAUCCUACCAAAAGGUGCCUUUGGAUUUAUUUAUAUUUCAUUGGAGAUUGAACCUAGUAAAGUGGAUCCGAAUGUACAUCCUAAUAAAAAAGAAGUUCGGUUUCUCAAUGAGGAUGAAAUCAUUGAGAAGAUUUGUGAGAAGUUGAAUAGCUUACUUGCUGGUAGAAACUCGAGUCGAUCAUUCCAAGUUCAAUCUAUGGGAUUCAGAAAUCGGGAUGUGUCACAACGUGAUCGAGCGGAUGAGAUGGUUUCAUCUUCGAGUAAAAGUACUAAACUUCCACCUCAAAAAUUAGUACGAUCAGAUCAUCAAAUCCAAACACUUGACUCGUUCGUAAGACCGAACCUUUCAAAAGAUACAAGAGAGUCUACAUCCUCUAGUAAUCGAUCAUUGGGAAAAGAAGAUCGUCAAGGAAGUAUAACUCCACCUGAUAUAUCAGUUAUCAGUAGGGAAAAUCAGAUGAUGGUGGAUAAUUUAACUUUUACAAAUGUUUCUUCUAAGAUUGAAGAAAGUGUAUGUAUUUUGAGAAGUGUAAAAAAGAUUCGAAAACAAAUUGAAGAAUCUAAAGAUCCAGAUUUGUGUGAUUUGAUCCUUCGCCAUGUUUUUGUUGGUGUGGUGGAUCUUCAUAAAGGGUUUUCGAUGAUUCAACAUGAAACAAGGUUAUAUUUAAUCAAGCAUUCUAUCUUUUGUGAAGAAUUGUUCUAUCAACUUGGUGCUAGACAAUUUGGAGCAUAUCAUCGAAUUACAUUAUCACCACCACCUGAACUAAAACGGUUAGUAAGAUUAGCAGUGAUGAGGGAACCGAGUGAAAAGUUGGAUGAAUAUGGUCGAGAGAAAAUAAUAGAAAAAAUUUGUCGUACGUUAAGGUCCAAGGCUGCAAUGUUGGAUGAAUAUUUUUCUUUAAAGUUUAAUCAAGAAGGCUAUAUUGAAAGUUUACCUAUGUUGAUAAAUGGUUAUACACCAAAUUUAGAACAAUUACCAUUAUUUUUGAUUAGGCUUGCAGUACAGUGUAAUUGGAAUUCAGAAGAAGAAUGUUUUAUAAGUUUUUUAAGAGAAUUAGCGUUUUUUUAUGUUCCAAGAAGAUCAAGUUUAUUAAAUCAAACUGAAGGAAAUUCAAAACAAGAAGAAGAAGAAGAAGAAAAUCAAAAGAUUGAAACCCAAUUGAAAGAAAAACUGUUCCCAUUAAUGAGAUCUUACCUUUUACCACCUAAAUCAUUAAAUGAAAAGAUUAGAUUCACCACUUCUUUACCUGAUCUUUAUAAAGUUUUUGAAAGACUUUAUUUUGAAGUUGGGAUCAUUGGGUUGGUUUUGAAAAAGCCAGAAUCUAAGUUUUGA
This is a messenger RNA of Melampsora larici-populina 98AG31, 2175 nucleotides long. RefSeq lists its product as uncharacterized. NCBI's taxonomy places the organism in Eukaryota, Fungi, Basidiomycota, Pucciniomycetes, Pucciniales, Melampsoraceae. Gene Ontology annotation, biological process: mismatch repair. Gene Ontology annotation, cellular component: MutLalpha complex. Gene Ontology annotation, molecular function: ATP hydrolysis activity; mismatched DNA binding; ATP-dependent DNA damage sensor activity. The coding region runs from base 1 to 2175 and encodes 724 amino acids. The transcript is spliced from 15 exons. The record is from RefSeq and is a predicted model, not a curated record.